Messenger RNA from Acanthochromis polyacanthus (spiny chromis), 1474 nucleotides. It is a transcript of the gene smim22, whose product is annotated as leucine rich repeat containing 2. NCBI's taxonomy places the organism in Eukaryota, Metazoa, Chordata, Actinopteri, Pomacentridae. Gene Ontology annotation, molecular function: protein binding. The transcript has 10 exons. The record is from RefSeq and is a predicted model, not a curated record. Bases 253 to 1404 code for a protein of 383 amino acids.
UGGAGGUCAGCAGUAAAAUGGCUUCAUUCCUUCAGAGGUUUACAGGAGGUCUUCAGGUCCAGACAGCUUCAGGAACGUCCUAUCAGCCGUCAGGGAUCAAUAAGGUCCAUCAGACAUGUUGAUUGGAGAUUCAAGGUCAUGUGACGCCUGCAGCAGCCGUCAGUCGCUAUAAAUAUCCUGUUAGCUAACGGUCAGAUCAGUUAGCAGCAGGACGGACGGACAGACGAACGGACACACAGACUUCCAGCAGUGAUGGGUCUGGACGUUCCCGUCUACGAUCUGUCUGUGAUCAGAGGACUCUGGGAGGUCCGGGCGAAGAAACACCGACAGAAACAGAAGAAGGAGCAGGAGAGGAAGGAGAAGAGCGCCCUCACCAGGAUCGAGCAGGAGUGGCAGUAUCGCAUCUACUGCAAGAGUCUGAAGAGCAGUGAGAGGAACCUGCUGCAUCACUACCUGGAGAGGUCUACGCUGACAGAUAUACAGCCCCACACAGAAGCUGAUCAGCACCAGGAUCAGGUCUCUCUGGAGGACCAGAAGGACCAGAAUGGGCUGAUCUUCAGGCUGGAUGGAGAGCGUCAUACGGACUUUCCCAGGGAGCUGCAGUGGAUGUCCUACCUGGAGGAGUGGCACGUCAGAGGAACCAGGAUCCGCCAGCUGCCCGACUUCCUGCCGCUGUUCACUCAACUCACCGUCCUGCAGAUCCCCAAGAACUGCAUCACCGAGCUGCCGCCGGAGAUCGGUAAACUGACGGCGCUCAGAGAACUCAACGUCAGCUACAACCGUCUGUCCAAAGUUCCUCCAGAGCUUGGAGACUGUGAGAACCUGGAGAAACUGGAACUGGCCGGAAACCACAACCUGUCGGAGCUGCCGUUUGAGCUGAGCGGUCUGAAGCGGCUGCUCCACCUAGACAUCGCUGAGAACCGCUUCAUCUCCAUCCCCAUCUGUGCUCUGAGGAUGUUCAGUCUGCAGCUGCUGGACCUGAGCAGCAACCAGCUGACGGACCUGCCGCAGGACAUGGACAGGUUGGACCAGUUGGUGACGCUGUUGGUCCAUAAGAACCAUCUGACUUACCUUCCUCACUGCCUCACCAACAUCCCAACGCUCAAGAUGGUCGUCGUCAGCGGCGACGAACUCACCUGCGUCCCGACCAGAGUGUGCAGCAACCCAGACAUCAAGUUUAUCCGACUCUACGAGAACCCGACAAGUGAAGAGAAGAGGAAGAAGAAGAAGAAGAAGGAGGAAGAGGAGGAGAAGAAGGAGAAGAGGAGGAGGUGGAGGCAACAGCAGGAGGAGAAGAAGGACGGCAGAGAGAAGGAGUUCAUGGAGGCGUACAUCAGCUCCCUGAAGGACAGAGACGCCGUCCCGUACUCCACCACCAAGGUUUCCAUUUCCUGUCAGUUGUGAUGAAGGAGGAAGCUUCAGAACGUGAGCUAACAGGCUAACUUUGGCUAACGGCGUGACAUCAUCAGAGGGC